CUUGAAGAGAUCUGCAAAUGUGGAAUGAAAAGCUUCCGUCACAUCCAGGUUGAGGGAGCUGAAUUAUGGACUUGGCAAAGGCCUGUUGUUCCUGAUAACCCUCCUUCUGAUAAGGCGGCCUUCAGAAUCAAAAUCAAUUUUCCAGCAGGGCACCCACUCAAACCCAUUCCAAACAAAGAUCUAUUGGCCCAAUGUUAUGAUGAAAAGGGCCAGGUCUGUUUGCCCAUCAUUAGUGCUGAAAACUGGAAGCCAGCCACCAAAACGUAUCAAGGGAUCCAGUCCCUCACAGCACUGGUGAAUGACCCCCAGCCCAAGCACCCACUCCGGGAUGACCUAGCUGAAAAAUGCUCUAAGGACCAUAAAGAAUCCUAUAAGAAUGCUGAAGAGUUUACAAAGACAGAUGGGGAGAAACGACUUGUGGACUAA
Messenger RNA from Ochotona princeps (American pika), 426 nucleotides. RefSeq names its product ubiquitin-conjugating enzyme E2 L3-like. Bases 25 to 426 code for a protein of 133 amino acids. The record is from RefSeq and is a predicted model, not a curated record. NCBI's taxonomy places the organism in Eukaryota, Metazoa, Chordata, Mammalia, Lagomorpha, Ochotonidae. The transcript has a single exon.